Sitodiplosis mosellana (orange wheat blossom midge) is the source of this 1929-nucleotide messenger RNA. It is a transcript of the gene DNApol-alpha73, whose product is annotated as DNA polymerase alpha subunit B. The transcript is spliced from 6 exons. Lineage: Eukaryota; Metazoa; Arthropoda; Insecta; Diptera; Cecidomyiidae. Bases 154 to 1929 code for a protein of 591 amino acids. Gene Ontology annotation, molecular function: DNA binding. Gene Ontology annotation, cellular component: alpha DNA polymerase:primase complex. The record is from RefSeq and is a predicted model, not a curated record. Gene Ontology annotation, biological process: DNA replication; DNA replication initiation.
ACGCGCCAAAUUCCAUUAGUCAGAUGGUGUAAAAACAAGCUCAACUCAAUGAAAACACAUAUCGCCGGGAAUAAAUGCUCUUUUAAUUUCGUGAGAAAAGUGCAGUUGUUUUUUAUUUGUAUUUUAUUGUGAAUGUAAAUGAAUACGUGACAAAUGGCUACGACAGAUUUGUUGAAAGAAAUCUUUGAUGAUUUCGGAUUUGAAAUGUCCGAAACAAUGAUUGAACGAUGCGUCGAUUUGUGCAUCACCUAUUCAAUUGAUCCACGUGAAUUUGUGGAAAUCUUUGUGGCAUUCAGUAUAAACCAUUUGAACGGUGCCGAACCAACCGAUUCCACGCUUGAUGAUUUCGAACGCAAAGAAUUAGCCAAUUACAAAGCUAAAGCCAACAAAACCAACACCAAUGUCAGAUUACAAAGAAGUAUCAAUGAUUACGAUGGAAUUGGAUCGGACGAAGAGGAUAAUGAUGUGAUGGGAGCUUAUAUUUGUACCACACCAAAGGCACAAAAACCGGCUCGAUCACGUGGAAUCAGUACACCUGUCAGCAAUAUGAGGAACAACCAAGGCUCAAUGGACUCACCAAUAUCUGUCCCUGUAAAAGACGCAACCGGAAAAGUGGUUUACACAUUUGGCACAUCCGCAUUGAUGAAAACGAUUGAUUGGAUGAAUACGGCUAAGCAAACGGUGAAAUUUGAACGAAUAUCGGAGCAAUUUUCCAGCGAUCAGCAUUACAUGUACGACAAUUUGUUGCAAAAAACGAGCAUCGCCGCCGAUCGCAUAUUCGAUAUUGGAGAAGAGAUUUGUGCUAAACUCAUCAAAGAACAGGCAGAUGUUUAUGAGAAAGAUUUAUACAAUCAAGUCUUUAAAUUGAAUGCUCCAACACAGGGCACAAUCAAAAGUGUUGGUCGCAUUUGUUCGGAUAGUGACGAUCGGUUGGGCUUGCAUUCAACGUUGCUGAUCAGUGCAGAUGAAAUGUGUCUGCGACCAUAUCAUUUGCAUUUUGAUCGAAUGAAAAGUUUUGCAUUGUUUCCGGGGCAAACAGUGUUCGUGCAAGGCCUGAAUCCACGUGGCGAUUCAUUUUUUGUAGACGAUAUCAUCGCCGAACGAAAUUUAACAUAUGCAGAUCCACCACAAGUUAAAGAGAAUCUGAAUAUCGUUGUGGCAUCCGGCCCAUUUACGUCAAAAACCGACCUUAGCUAUGAACCAUUGAACGAAUUGCUCGCAUACUGCAAACAAAAUACACCCGAUGUUUUAGUGCUUCUGGGACCAUUCCUCGAUGCCGAUCAUCAAAGCUUGUUGGACGGUUCGAUGAAACCGUCGGUGGAAGCAUAUUUUGAUAAAAUCAUUUCUGACAUCGUUAGUAACAUUAGUGCCAACACGGAAGUAUAUGUGGUAUCAUCGAGUCAAGAUGCACAUAGUACGUUCGUGUAUCCAACAGCCCCGUACGAAUUAUCCAAAAAUGUAACGAACCCACCCAAAAAUGUGACAUUCCUUCCCGAUCCAUGCAUUAUCAAAUUGAAUGGUGUUACAGUCGGAAUGACUGCUACCGAUAUUUACGGUCACAUUUCCGACGCGGAAAUUACUGCUAAUGCCGGCGACAAAGUGAAACGAAUGGCAAACUAUCUGUUCAAUCAAGCAUCGUUCUAUCCACUGAAUCCGUCAUCCGAUAAAGUGAGUGUAGACAGUGGGUUGGCGCAACAGUUUGCAACAUUGCCCAUUGUGCCGAAUAUACUGAUUCUAAAAAGUGAUGCCAAAUGCUUUGCGCGCGAAGUAAAAGAUGGUACAAAUGGUUGUUUGGUGCUAAAUCCGGGUUCAAUGUGGGACACACAAAACUCAACGAAGGGCACAUUCAGUCGUUUCAUCGUUACACCGACCACUGAUGAUACGGUAUCACUGAACAGUAUCAUUGCCUGUCAAAUUAUGAAAGUUUAA